UUAUUCUAAUUGAUAGUUAUUGUAAAUCGAUAUUUAAAGUAUUCGUAUUCUUUUUCUACAUUUAUCAAAAUGGCUGAAGACGAAAAAUUCUCUUGCUCUACCGUCGAAACCGUCACGGGCAACCCAAUUUACAGCGUGACUGUAAUUAAAAGGGAACCUGAUGAAACUGAAAAUGAUAAUUAUUCUAAAUCUGAAGUAGAAUAUGAAGAAAAUCAAGAUUUGGCAUUUAUAAUGGACUAUGAUGUGGAUGUUUUUGCUAGUGGAAAUAUUAACUGCCCGGCCGUAGUUAAAACAGAAGCCGAAGAAGUCAAUAAGGAUUAUUAUUUCAAAUAUGAUAUAGAAAUCGAAGAAAAUGAAGGUUCACAUGUGAACUCAAUUUAUACUAGCGAUACAAUCAGUAAAGUUAGAUACGACCGAAGUUGUACUGAAGAAGAGCCAUUCAUAUCCACACAGGAAGAGCUGAUAAUGUAUAAAGAGAAGCUAACUCAACCAACCUUAUGCUUAAGCACAUUCACACAAUCUAAAAAACAUGAACAGCCUUUUCAGUGUUUAGUGUGUUUGAAGGAAUUUUCAACAUCUAGUGUUCUCACAAAGCACAAAAGGACUCACUCGGGGAGAAACCUUUCCAAUGCGAGUUAUGCAUGA
Molecule: messenger RNA, 645 nt
Organism: Adelges cooleyi (spruce gall adelgid)
Lineage: Eukaryota; Metazoa; Arthropoda; Insecta; Hemiptera; Adelgidae
Product: zinc finger protein 809-like
Exons: 4
Coding region: 70-645 (191 amino acids)
Source: RefSeq, a predicted model, not a curated record